This is a messenger RNA of Planococcus citri (citrus mealybug), 1846 nucleotides long. Its product is annotated as probable cytochrome P450 6a18. Gene Ontology annotation, molecular function: oxidoreductase activity, acting on paired donors, with incorporation or reduction of molecular oxygen; monooxygenase activity; iron ion binding. The transcript has 6 exons. The coding region runs from base 78 to 1688 and encodes 536 amino acids. Lineage: Eukaryota; Metazoa; Arthropoda; Insecta; Hemiptera; Pseudococcidae. The record is from RefSeq and is a predicted model, not a curated record.
UUGUUUACAUCGAAACCUAGCCAACCAUUAAAAAUAGUCGAAAAGAAACACACGCGAUAUAGAAUACACGAGUUUUUAUGUAUUUCCCGUUACUGUAUCAGCUCGCCAAAACUAUGUUCGUAGCUAUUUUAUGUGUUCUCGUUGUUACUUUAAUCCUUUAUUUAUAUCGGUAUUUUAAAAAAUCACAUCGGUACUUCGAAAAAUAUGGAAUACCGUGUACGAAAUCCCAUUGGUAUUACGGUCACAUGGAAGAUGCCAUAAGAUGCAAGAAAUCAUACGUGAUGACCUUGAAAGAAUUAUACGAAAAAUCCGAACCUCACAGAUUCGUCGGACUGUACACGAUGCAAAGACCAGCUGUCAUGAUACGAGAUCCUGAACUUUUGAAGAGCAUUUUGAUCAAAGAUUUCGAUCAUUUUCACGACCAUGGGGUUUACUACAGCAAAGAAGCGGAACCGAUGUCUCAUAAUUUAUUCAAUAUGGCAGGAGACGAAUGGAAAAACCUCAGAAUCAAAUUAACCUGCACUUUCACCAGUGGUAAAAUGAAGAUGAUGUUCCCCUUGGUGAGAAAAUGUGCCGAAGACAUGAAACCAGUUCUGAACGAGUAUUCCUCGACUCCAGAAGGCUUCGACGUCAAAGAUUUCUGCGCCAGGUACACCACAGAUGUCAUAGGCAGUUGUGCUUUCGGAGUGGACACAAAUUCAUUACAAAAUCCCGAUUCAGAAUUCCGGAUAAUGGGCAGACGAAUCUUCGAGACGAGAUGGCAAGGCUUUGUUCGAGCAUUUUUCACCAACAUACCAGCCUGGGCGAUAAAAUUCUUCGGCUUGGAAUCCAUCGACAAAAAAGUCACCGAUUAUUUCACCAAAAUCAUCAAAGAUAUGGUAAAGUUUCGAGAAAAAAAUAACAUCAGCAGGGGAGACUUUCUCGAUAUUCUUAUCGGUAUGAAAAAUCGCAGCAAACACACGGAGAAGAUCAAUAAGGAUCAGCAUGAAGAUGUAGAUUUUGCCAAAUUCAUGGAUCAAAUCGGCGACAAAUUCGUCAAGAAUGAUGUAGAAAUGACUUUAGAAUUGAUGGCAGCCCAAUGUUUACUAUUUUUCAUCGGAGGAUUCGAAGGCACUUCAGCAACACUCACAUUCCUUCUAUUCGAACUAUCUCAACAUCCCGACAUCCAAGAUAAACUUCGAGAAGAAAUUAAAACCAUCAUUGAGAAAAACGAUGGCCAAAUAACCUACGAAAUACUCAACAAAAUGCCUUACUUGGAUAUGGUCAUAGCAGAAAUCCUGAGAAAGUACGCCUUAGGAGCCAUGAUUCGCAAAUGCACGGAAUCCUUUAAAAUUCCCGAAUCGAACGCUGUAAUUGAAAAAGACAUCGUUCUAUUCAUAUCAACUCUAGGAAUCCAUCACGAUAAAAAGUAUUACGAAAAACCAGAUGAAUUUUACCCCGAACAUUUCACCAAAGAGGCUAUCAACAAGAGACCUAAUUUUGCUUAUUUACCAUUCGGAGAUGGUCCUAGGAUUUGUAUAGGGGAACGUUUUGCGAAGAUGCAAGUGAAACUAGGAGCAGUUCACCUAUUGAAGGAUUUUUCUUUCGAGUUAUCACCAAAAACUAUAGUUCCUUUGGAAUUUUUGCCAAGUUUUAGUUUUGCGACGAACAUCAAAGGAGGAAUUUGGUUAAAAUGCCGGCCUUUAUGACAGCGACAAACAAACUUUUCAAGUAUACUUACACUGAAAGUUAGACUCGAAUGUUAAAUGUUUGAUAAAAAACAAAGACAUUUUUGAAAAUUCAAGCCACACUCCUCUGUAAAAUGUACAAAAUAAAAACUCACCCAAAAAACUCGAACUUUUUUUUU